UGUUGUCAGCAAGACAAAUGUUAGUAAAUAAAAAUAAAAUAUUCUGUUUGAAUUAAGAUUAACAUACAAUUUGCCUAAAAUGAAUAAUUUAAACAUAAACUUCAAUAUUGGUCUGCUGGGCCAUGUAGAUUCUGGGAAGACAACCCUUGCCCAAGCUCUCAGUACUGUUGCCAGUACUGCAGCUUUUGAUAAAAAUCCUCAAUCCAAGGAACGAGGCAUCACUCUCGACUUGGGUUUCAGUGCCCUGACUGCAGAAGCACCUGAACACCUUCAAUCACUAUCACCAUCUGUAAAGUUAAUGCAAUUUACAUUUGUCGACUGUCCCGGUCACGCCAGCCUUAUCCGAACAGUAAUCGGUGGAGCUCAAAUAAUCGAUCUGAUGAUUUUGGUUGUUGAUGCACAAAAAGGCAUUCAAACACAAACGGCCGAAUGUAUUGUUAUUGGAGAACUUCUUAAGAAAAAAUUGAUUGUUGUAAUAAAUAAGAUUGAUUUAAUAGACGAACCCGGGCGUGAAGAUUAUCUGAAGAAAUUGAAAAUCAAAUUAAAGAAGGUUCUAUCUAGAACCACAUUUCAAGAUGUACCAAUCACAUGUAUUUCCGCCUUGAACAAGACCAACUUGGAGGAUGUUGUUCAGAGCAUAAAGAGUGCUGUCCAUAUCCCGGUUAGAGACUACGAGCAGCCGCUUCUGAUUUAUGUUGACCAUUGUUUUCCCAUCAAAGGUCAGGGUACGGUCUGUACAGGAACGAUUAUUCAAGGUAAAGUUUCUGUAAACGAUACCAUAGAACUUCCUUCGAUAAAAGAGCAACGAAAGGUUAAAUCAAUUCAAAUGUUCAAAAACCCUGUACAAAACGCUGGACAAGGCGACCGCAUUGGACUAUGUGUCACACAAUUCAAUUCUAGUCUAAUGGAAAGAGGAGUUAUAUCAAAACCUGGCUAUCUGACGUUCGUGCAUGCGGCUGUGAUAAGGUUAAACAGAAUAGAAUACUAUAAGUUCGCUCUUAAAUCAAAGUCCAAGCUGCAUAUAACUGUUGGUCAUAAUACUGUGAUGGCCAAAAUCACUGUGUUUAAGGGCGAAACAAUAGAAGAGUCAUUUGACUCUACAAAUGAAUACGAAUGCAUCGAUGAACUAUUGGCAGAUGAAAAACUCAUUCAUGACCAUUUUGUAUUACUUGAAUUCGAGAAUCCCAUUUUGGCCAAUAAUAAAAGUAUGAUAAUCGCCUCAAAGCUCGACUUAGACGUUCAUGCAAAUACAUGCCGUUUGGCCUUUUGGGGCUGUAUCGAAUGGCUAACACAUUCAUCAAAUUACUCCGUUGAAAUUCUACCAAAGUUGAGAAUUUUUAGAAAGAAACAGAAACAGGGAACUAUACAGAGAGUAGUAAACGAAAAUCAAGUAAUUGUACAGAAUCUCUUUAAGAAGGACGGCAACCGAGAUGUUUACGUGGGUAAAAAGAUCGAAUUGUCAACUGGUGAAUGCGGAAUUAUUGAAAGCACUUUUGGCCAGACAUCUAAAGUUAAAAUAAACUUCCCCGAAGGUCUGCGGGCAGAUACUUUGGAUUUGUUAAAAACAAAAAUGAAUACUGUUCUUGUAAUCUUGAAAUUCAAAAAAUAUAUUUUCAAUAAAAAGUUGGGAAUAAUUCAAUGAAAAAUAA
Molecule: messenger RNA, 1649 nt
Organism: Eupeodes corollae
Lineage: Eukaryota; Metazoa; Arthropoda; Insecta; Diptera; Syrphidae
Gene: eEFSec
Product: selenocysteine-specific elongation factor
Exons: 1
Coding region: 80-1642 (520 amino acids)
Biological process (GO): selenocysteine incorporation
Molecular function (GO): GTP binding; translation elongation factor activity; GTPase activity
Source: RefSeq, a predicted model, not a curated record